AUGUACUGCCUUCCUGAACCUACGAUCAAGGACGUACGCCCUAUCGUCUCACCGCUCGACACGGAAAAUGUACUUCUCGACGUCCAGCGGACACCAUACGAAUUCAGGCCGCGUGUACGCCUGGACCAACGUGCGCGCGUGUUGCGCCUUCUGAAUUCAGCCAAGCCUACAGACAAGCGUGUUAUUUCCCGUAUAGGUCGUCUUCUGACGGGUGACGAGGACGGUUACAUCCACGAUUGGUAUGACAAGGUCCGAAACGUCAAGACGCUCUACAUCUGGCACAACAAAAUCAUACACCCUCGGGCUGACGCCCACGUGAACGCGCGUUACAGUGCAUACAUACACCUUGCCGGAGUUCGCCAACGACGGGCUGGUCCAGCACUAGCCUAUGCUGUAUUGACCAUCGUCACAGACGGUCUCGUCUUCCGUGGCUGGCAACAUCGUCCACGAGUGGUCGAUAUCGCAUAUUCUAUCGAGAAGGACGAGACCGUCGCAGUUGUGCUGUUUGACGAACUUGGCGUCCUUGCUUUGAACGUCGCGCGUGAAGCAGAGGAUGUUCGCGUUGCUAACACUGGUCAUCUAAUCGUCGCAAGACCGGACCCUCGAACGGUGCAUGCCCUCGCGCCUGAUAGUUUGAUCAAGAUUUUCGAGGUUGUUCAAUGGCUUGUGAAUCCGAUGGCGUACGAAGCGCGUAACGGACGCCCCGCUGGUAUCCUCCCUCGGUUGCUCGGAGCACCGCAAGUCGGGACUCGCUAUGGCAGCUGCAUCCUAAACCAGGACUUGCCAGAGGACGCAGCCUCUUACGAAAGUUAA
Messenger RNA from Peniophora sp. CBMAI 1063, 813 nucleotides. NCBI's taxonomy places the organism in Eukaryota, Fungi, Basidiomycota, Agaricomycetes, Russulales, Peniophoraceae. The record is from the annotation of a GenBank genome assembly.